UCCCACUUCCUGAGCCUGGCGCUGGAGCCCUGGAGGCCAGGCCAGCCCGGCCGCUCUGGCCCCCCGGGGCAGUUCGGCCUGAGUCCUGUCCCAGCCCCGGGCUCCGGAGGCUGCUGUCACCACUGCCCCAAGGGCCAGGCCUCUCACCUUACCCCCAGGCCUCCACCCGGCUGGACUGGCGGCCAUGCGCCCGCUGUGGGCCUCCCCCUGCGGCCUGGCCUGGGGGCCACUCGUACUAGGCCUCUGCGGUCUCCUGACAGCAUCCCAGCCCCGACUGUUGCCCCCAUACCACACGGAGAACCAAACCUGCCGGGACCAGGAAAAGGAAUACUACGAACCCAAGCAUCAGGCCUGCUGCUCCCGCUGCCCCCCAGGCACUCACGUCUCCGCUGAAUGUAGCCGUGACCAGGACACCGUGUGUGCCACGUGCCCUGAAAACUCCUACAACGAGCACUGGAACCAUCUGUCCAUCUGCCAGCUGUGCCGCCCCUGUGACCAGAUCCUGGGCUUCCAGGAGACUGCGCCUUGCACUAGCAAACAGAAAACCCAGUGCCACUGCCAGCCAGGAAUGUUCUGCGUCCGUUGGGACCAUGAGUGUAUACACUGCGAGCCACUCUCCGACUGCCCACCGGGCACUGAAGCUGAGCGCAAAGGUGAGGCUGGGGAGGCUAAUCACCACUGUGUGCCCUGUAAGGCAGGGCACUUCCAGAACACCUCCUCCCCGGAUGCCAGCUGCCUGCCCCACACCAGGUGUGAGGACCUGGGCCUGGUAGAAGCAGCGCCAGGCACUGCCCAGUCUGACACCAGCUGCAGAAAUCCACCAGAAACCCCCGAGAUGCCAGGAACUAUGCUGAUGCUGGCCAUCCUGCUGCCCCUGGUCUCCCUGCUGUUCCUCUCCACCAUCCUCGCCUGCACCUGGAAGAGCCACCCGUCUCUCUGCAGGAAGCUGGGGUCCCUGCUCAAGAGCCGUCCAGAGGGAGAAGAAUCCAAUAUUGCUGAUGGAAACUGGCAGCCUCCAAGCAUCAACCCACAUAUCCCUGACCUGGUAAAGCCACUUCUGCCCAUCCCUGGAGACUUGCCCCUGGCCUCAGCCUGGCCCCCACCACCCCCAGUUGUGGAGCAAGAGGUGCUACAACAGCAGAGUCCUCUGAGCCAGGCCCGGGAGCUGGAAGCUGAGCUCCCAGAGCAAGGCCAGGUGGCCCACGGUACCAAUGGCUUUCAUGUCACCGGCGGGUCUGUGACUGUCACUGGCAAUAUCUACAUCUACAAUGGACCAGUACUGGGGGGAGCACGAGGCCCUGGAGACCCCCCUGCGCCCCCGGAGCCUCCAUACCCCAUUCCUGAAGAGGGUGCCCCUGGUCCUCCCGGGCUCUCUACACCCUACCAGGAAGAUGGCAAAGCUUGGCACCUGGCCGAGACAGAGACACUGGGAUGCCAAGACCUCUGACAGGACCAAGGACCCAAUCUGUCACCCAUGCCUCAUGGUGUCUGGAAGAAGCCAGGAGAAGGGAGGCACAAGAGCACCUUCUCCCCGAGGCUGCCCUGCCCACACAGGAUUGACAGGGGGCCUGGGUAGGGCCCCUGAGAGGCGAGCCCGAAGGGGCCAGGCCUCAGACACCUCCGAGAGCAGGGCCGGGCACUGGCUGGGUACGGUGCCCGCCACAGGACUCUCACUACUGCCUGAACAGGCCUGAGACUUCAUUGCAGAUCCCCUGGCCACUGGAGCUGCACCAGCUCAGCUUCAGGCAGACAGAGCACAUGAUGCCUGCUGCUGCCCACCAUGGCGCUCUGCACCCAAAGCAUGGCACAGAAGGAAGCCAGCUCCUGUCACUUGCAAGGACAUCACUGGGACCUCUGACAGAUCCGUGGCACUCAUCCCAAGCUCCAGAGGCCCUUUGAGGACCUGCACUUCACAUGGACUGAGGUAGACCCUAUGUGAAGAUGGGGUUACAUGGAGCACCACCCCUCUCCUCUGGAGAAGAAAGGGAGUCAUUAAAAACUGGGGGGUUGGGUAGGGUUGCUAGGUAAAAGGAGAGUUUCGGAGGGGAAGUAAAAUGGCAAGUGUAUUUAUAAAUUGUAACCACAUGCAAAUAAAGUGGAGAUUGAGACCUA
Messenger RNA from Eptesicus fuscus (big brown bat), 2112 nucleotides. It is a transcript of the gene LTBR, whose product is annotated as lymphotoxin beta receptor. NCBI's taxonomy places the organism in Eukaryota, Metazoa, Chordata, Mammalia, Chiroptera, Vespertilionidae. Gene Ontology annotation, molecular function: ubiquitin protein ligase binding. The transcript has 10 exons. Gene Ontology annotation, biological process: immune response; hematopoietic or lymphoid organ development; positive regulation of canonical NF-kappaB signal transduction. The coding region runs from base 185 to 1447 and encodes 420 amino acids. The record is from RefSeq and is a predicted model, not a curated record.